Molecule: messenger RNA, 819 nt
Organism: Pipistrellus nathusii (Nathusius's pipistrelle)
Lineage: Eukaryota; Metazoa; Chordata; Mammalia; Chiroptera; Vespertilionidae
Source: the annotation of a GenBank genome assembly
AUGGAGAAACAGCAGGAGACCACUGAAGCCAAGGUAGGGGAGCACUGGUGCUGUACGUGGGGGCGUCAGUGUGAGAAGGAAGCGGAGGACAUCGAGGACGUCGAGCAGCUGUCUCCCGAGCUGCCAGACGAUGACGACGAAGACAAUAAGGGGGUCGAGGAGGUGGUGGGGCCCAAGAGCGAGCAGCAGAAGCUGUGGCACCUCUUCCAGAUGUCCGCCAUCACCGUGGCCCAGCUCUACAGGGGAUCGGAGGGCCCGCAGUCAGAACUUUCCAUGUGGGACCCCUUCCAGAGUGCAGCCAUGGCUUUGACCAACCUCUACAAAGAGAGCAGGGAUGCCCAGCGAGGAAGUUUCGACCUGGGCGUCAAAGUUGGCUACCAGCGCCGCGUCAAAGAAGUGCUGGAUUGGGCCAAGAGGAGCCAAAGCACUAUUCUUCGCGAAGACCUGAUUAGUUUCCUGUGUAGCAAAGUGCCCCCUGAUCCUCCUCCAGUGGCCCUCCAUCUUCCACCACCUUCGCCAGACAUUGACUUGCAGCCCUUCCAAGAGGCCAUCGACCUGCACGACCUCAGUGGCGCCAUGUCGAGCAUCAGCGUGCAGUCUGCUCCACCCAGCUCCCCGCCUCAAGCUGGAGGCUUUUGGAGCGAUGUCACUAGCAGUGAUCUCCAAAACAGUAGCACCUACAAGGAUGACUUGAACUCCUGCAAUCCAGAAGAUCCGGCCCUCCACCUGGCCAGUGUGGGGAAGCGUAAAUGCACCUCGGCCCAGUGUGGUGAUGUCAUCACAAAUACCCCAACCCACAAGCGCAAUCGAAUGGUCUAA